CACUCAGGAGAGAAGCCCUAUGUGUGCGAUAUAUGUGGACAUAAGUUUACUGUAUCCAGUAACCUCAAAAUGCACAUGCGCACUCACACAGGAGAGAAGCCAUUUAAAUGUAACAGAUGUGAAUACAAGUGUGCAUCCUCUGGACACCUCAAGAUACACAUGCACACUCACACAGGAGAGAAGCCCCAUGUGUGCGAGAUAUGUGGAUAUAAGUCUACUCAAAGCACUAACCUCAAAACUCACAUGCGCACUCACACAGGAGUGAAGCCAUUUACAUGUGACAUAUGUCAAUACAAGUGU
This is a messenger RNA of Priapulus caudatus, 300 nucleotides long. Its product is annotated as protein krueppel-like. The transcript has a single exon. The record is from RefSeq and is a predicted model, not a curated record. Gene Ontology annotation, cellular component: nucleus. Lineage: Eukaryota; Metazoa; Priapulida; Priapulimorpha; Priapulimorphida; Priapulidae. Gene Ontology annotation, biological process: regulation of transcription by RNA polymerase II. Gene Ontology annotation, molecular function: DNA-binding transcription factor activity, RNA polymerase II-specific; RNA polymerase II cis-regulatory region sequence-specific DNA binding. The annotation marks the transcript as partial.